GUCUUCCGGGUUCCUCGUGAGGUUUUUGUGUCAAUAUAUAAUACUGUAGCUUUUGGCCAGACAUUGACAGAAUCACGAAAUUUGUGUCUCAUAAAGGAGAAACCAAGCGUAUGCUUGACAAAAAAAACAAAAUACAAUUGUGUCAAAUCUGACAGAAAAUUGAGUCAGUUUCAUUUUCUUCUUCCUGGUAAGAUAAACAACUUUUAUUUAACGUAACAAUUGACUUCACUAGCAAAAACCGGAAGGAAGGAAGCAUUUGAUUUACUACCUAGGUAGGCCGGGUAAAUAUUUUUAAUGUAUUAUGUUACUAUUACAUUUAUUUGACAUAUAAGUAAAGUCAUUUUUGGGUAACACUCCACUCUAAUGUAUAAAUGGGGUCAUGUGACUGCCGUCGCCUUGGUUUCCAACAUAGCCGGAUCUCCAUGAUCCGAUCAUCCCACUGUUAUCUCCACUCUUGAGCCUAUUAUGGGGAUCAGGGUGGCUCUAUACGCGGCGGGUCCAGUGGUGGGCGUGGCUACCUGCGGGGAAGCCAAUAAAUGUGCAAUGCAGGUAUUCAUGUCUACUGCAUGGAGACUGGAGAAGGACAAACAUGAAGGCGUUAACUUCAACAGAGCCUCACAGGGAGAGGAUGAGGAGGGUGUCGAAACCUGUGAUCGAAAAACGCAGACGGGAGAGGAUCAACCACAGUUUGGAGACCUUGCGCCUGUUGAUGCUGGAAAACACACAUAAUGAGAAGUUAAGGAACCCCAAAGUAGAGAAAGCAGAGAUUCUGGAGAGCGUGGUCAAGUUCUUGAAGUCGGACAAGGAGCUGGUGGAGAAGGAUGACCGUGCAAUGACAUCAGUCCCGCACAGGGACCAAACAACCAGGACCACCAACCCCCAGCAGCACGACUACCAGGCCGGGAUGAGGUCCUGUCUCCUGAAGAUCAGACACUUCAUAGCCGGUGAGAACCAGAACUCCGCCGGACGUGCUUCCAUUGGACUUUCUGAGCCUCAGAAGAGUCCACCAACCCCAGGAUACGUCCCCCACAAACUGUACCCCCAACAUCCGAGGCAGGAUGGGAUCUUAUCUCAUCCGUACUUGAGCCAAGGGGGUUCUUACCAGGACUGCGAUACCAGGAAACUCCUCUCCUCUCCUUCAGCCUGUGUCCAGAGUCCGGGCCCUGUUUGGAGACCCUGGCCCCAGUGAGAGCCACCCCCAUCUAGAUUCUAUUUUUGAUACCACACACCAUCAUCAUGUGUAAAUAUAUAUUCACUGUACAGCAUGGAUACGUUUCCGUACCUUAUUCUCUGUUUUAUGGCCUUUUUUGGAAACCUUUUUAUUUUUAUUGUGUAUAGAACUGGUACAUUUCCAGUUGAACUGGUCUUCCAAUGUGAUGAUUCACACAUACUUGAUCCACAUUGGAUAUGCCCAUUGAGAUGCUGAUGGAUGUUUUUGUAGUCUUUUUGUCAUGGAUGUAGAAGAGGGACCAUUCACACAUUGUCCACCAUCCUAGACACCACCAUCCAAUCUACAAAUGCAUGUUUUUUUUCAACCUUACGGCCAAUGAUGCUGUUGCAAAAACUGUAAACAUGUUGAUAGUGUAAAUCAAAUAAAGUGGCUUGGUUUCCCU
Messenger RNA from Doryrhamphus excisus (bluestripe pipefish), 1613 nucleotides. Lineage: Eukaryota; Metazoa; Chordata; Actinopteri; Syngnathiformes; Syngnathidae. The record is from RefSeq and is a predicted model, not a curated record.